Molecule: messenger RNA, 516 nt
Organism: Haemonchus placei
Lineage: Eukaryota; Metazoa; Nematoda; Chromadorea; Rhabditida; Trichostrongylidae
Source: the annotation of a GenBank genome assembly
AUAUCGGCUAAUCGAGUGGUCAAAGUGGCCGACUUUGGUCUAGCCGUUGAUUUACUCGACAAAGAAUCGUAUAUCGAUGAAUCGGAAACCGGACCCGCUCGUUUACCGCUCAAAUGGCUCGCACCAGAAAGUUUACGGGAUCGACGGGUGUUCAAUGUGGCGACCGAUGUGUGGUCAUUUGGUGUAUUGAUGUGGGAGCUGAUGACUCGAGCCGCUUCACCAUAUGGUGAUGUGUCGAAUGCUAAAGUUCGUCAAUACCUAGAAAGUGGCUUACGAUUACCACAACCAACUCAUUGCCCUGAUAUUGUAUAUGACUUGAUGCAGUGCUGUUGGCGAUCAUUGCCCGAUGACCGACCUGAUUUCGCCUUUCUUGUGCAUCGAAUUAGAGCUUUACUUCAGGAGAACGCUCCAGACCCGUAUACCCGUCGGCUGCGAAUAGGUGCCGAAGCCUUCCUCCUUCCAGUGCUACCCGGCCGACAUUUCACUAACUACUUUGCCAGUCAACUUCAUCGAUGA